Messenger RNA from Elaeis guineensis (African oil palm), 1780 nucleotides. Its product is annotated as nuclear pore complex protein NUP35. The record is from RefSeq and is a predicted model, not a curated record. Gene Ontology annotation, molecular function: structural constituent of nuclear pore; nucleic acid binding; phospholipid binding. Gene Ontology annotation, biological process: nuclear pore organization; NLS-bearing protein import into nucleus. Gene Ontology annotation, cellular component: nuclear membrane; nuclear pore nuclear basket; nuclear pore central transport channel. NCBI's taxonomy places the organism in Eukaryota, Viridiplantae, Streptophyta, Magnoliopsida, Arecales, Arecaceae.
CGUAGUUUAAAUCUCUAUAAAUUUCCCGUUGUGUGCCGCUCUCUCCAUCCAGGGUUCAAGGGUUCUUCCUCCAUUCCUAGAGACCCUUCCUCCUAUUGUUCCUCAGAAUGAGAAACGCGCUCCCGAGAAGCCCCAAAACCGAGAGGCAAUCCCUCUUCUUUCGAGACCUCGCCUCCCCGGUCUCCGCCCACCGCAGCGGCGCCGCCGGCGGACGCUUCGCUACGCCUGGUCAGGCCGCUGCCGUCUCCGCCCUCUGGCGGGAGAAAUUCGGCGCUUCCGACCCCCCGCCACCCCCUGUCUUCACACUUGAGGACCGUGUCAAUUGCUCCCCAGAGCCCGGCCUCGCCGACUUCCCCGCCUCCCCGGGGCUCAAGACAGAAGACCGAACCCCGCCGCCCGCCCUCGGCUACCUCUCCUCCCCUUCCCCUCUCAAUAACCGGGCAGAGGCGAGCAAUUCGGACGCCGUCGGUGGGGGGUUGCGCGUCUUUCAACAGCAGAGGCCUGGGAGCUCGAGCUGGCGGUCUCCUGCCAAGGGCGGCGGUGGUGGGGAGCUCGAUGACAAGGGGAAGGGCUCGCCGGUUGAUGGCGUGGUCCAUCAGGGGGCGUUGCUCAUCCUGCCGCCGCCAAGGGAGGUGGCGAGGCCAGAGUUGCAGAGGAAUAACUUGCCUGUGGGAGGGCCUGAUGAGGAAGAGUGGGUCACGGUUUACGGAUUCUCGCCUGGUGAUACAAACAUGGUAUUGCGAGAAUUCGAGAAAUGUGGAACCAUAUUGAAACACAUACCUGCUCCAAGGAAUGCUAACUGGAUGCAUAUUUUAUACCAGAGCCGAUAUGAUGCCCAAAAGGCUCUUGCAAAGAACGGUGUGCAGUUAAAUAGCAUUCUCAUUAUUGGGGUGAAGACUGUGGAUCCUCAGCAGCACCAGUAUCUGAAUGAGAGUCUGAACAGCAGCUAUCAUGGGGGUUUCAUGGUUUCCUUGCCCUCGGAGGCUACGGCUGGGAUGAGCUCUGCUCCCAGGAGCCAGUUAGGUCCCCCCUCUCGCCCUUAUCACCUACAGAAUGGCAGCACCGCCGCCACCAAGGAUAGUGAGCGCCGUGCGGGAGCCAUUGCUUCCCCGAGAAAGUCGAUUGUGUCCAAAGUUAUGGACUUGAUGUUUGGCUUAUGAAUUAGGAUAUAUGAGAGCUUUGCUUUUGAAGCUAUCCGAUCAAGUCUAUGUCAGAAGGUAAUCACACUUCUCCUCUGCCUACACGCUUGCGGAAACAAGCAGCCAAUACCCUCUCAAAUUUGGAAGUUUCAUCUUUUGCUGUGUUUGAUUGUCUGAUGAGUGCACUAUUGUUGCUAGUUUCAGAUCAGUUGCUGCUGAGAUGCAUCAAAAAUUUUGUACCGUUGUAUUUCUUCUCUGUUACAGAUAAUCAGAAUUAUUAAAAUGUUUUGCCAGAGCAUUAAUCUCUAUAAUUACCGUUGCACCCUAUAGGGUCUGUUUUGGUUACACUAACCAAUAAAAUCCGGUCUGUGGUCUGUAGCCAGUGCUUAUAAAAUUGUGGGUUAUCCUUCAUUUUGUUAAAAGCCGUUGUUCGGCAAAUAGUUCAAAUCUGGGUGUAGCUUUUAGAGAAAAAAGGAUCUGUUUUGCUUGGCACCUAGAAUGAUGCAAUAGUAGUUCUCUUCUGUUCUGUUACAAUGAAUGCUUGUUGAGGAUUGGUGUGUAGGCCUCGAGCCUCCAUAAUGAUCUGGAGUAUGGACUGUACUUAAUACUUCUAAAAUUUGCGGACCAUCAUCUUUUUAUCA